Messenger RNA from Bactrocera dorsalis (oriental fruit fly), 2500 nucleotides. RefSeq lists its product as uncharacterized. The transcript is spliced from 3 exons. The coding region runs from base 929 to 1240 and encodes 103 amino acids. Lineage: Eukaryota; Metazoa; Arthropoda; Insecta; Diptera; Tephritidae. The record is from RefSeq and is a predicted model, not a curated record.
AUAAUUUCGGAAACAUGUGUGGACAAACAUACCUUAAAAAUGUGUAUAUUGGUUUACAUUUAUAUUCACUGGGCAUGUCUCAGGGUGUCUCGCUGAGACUAGGUAUACUGCCGGCAUUAAAAUCAGUGUUGCCGUUUUAGCGCAUUUCGCGCUAGAUAGCGCAAUUCUAGACUCUUCAGCGCUUUUUUUCUCAAUAUAAUGCGCUAAAAAAUAUUUUUCGGAAUCUAGUAGAAAAUUGGAAAAAUUAUUGACGAUCGUAAAUUUAAGCCAAUAAGUUAAUUGCCAGAGCCGUAAAACGUUGGGAAAAUAACGAGCUGGGAAUUCCCCAAAGGGUUUAGUAUUCCCCGACCACAAUGUUAUUGAUGCGUUUAAUAUUUUGUCUCUUUUUUACAUUAAAGUGUUAUGUUAUGACUGUCUCUGAUUUUACUAACAGAGUUCAAUUCUUAAGAAAAAUUGCCACACUUUUAUGUUGCCUGAACACGGUUUGAAGAAAAUGACUAAAACUGUAAAAAAAGAAUCGGCAUCUGGUGAAGGCACACCAACUGCACCCGAACGUAAUGAUGACCAGAAAGAUAUUCAGUUAUUUAAUUUAGUUGAUUUUGAUAAAUGUAAUAAUGGUUAAAUAAAUUCACAUAAAAACACAUCUUCUCUUAUUGCCAUUAAAAAUUCACAGCUAAAAUUUAGCGCAAUUUUGAAAUGAGUUUGGUGCAUUUUUUUCUUUCUCAAACGGCAACACUGUUUAAAAUUUAUGUUGGUAAUACUUGCUGAUGCUUGGAGAAUCCCCGAUUCGAGUUUGUAUAUAUGAAAAACUCCACUAUUGUAUUACACAAGAACUCACCAAGCAAUUAGCAGUUUAUUGUUGUAAGAAUUGGUUGUUUGUUGCAAGUGAGGAUAUAUUUAAUUAGUUAAUUGUGAAAAUAGGUUGACAAUGUCUACUCGAAAGUGUCAGAGUGAAAGCGAAAAACGAAAGCGAAAGAAGGAGUCUGAAGAACAAAAUAAAAAGUUACCAAAGCGCGACGGAAAGGCAGAAAAUGAUGACAUAAGUGGCAAUAUCGCAGGGCCCGAUAACAGUGAAUAUUUAGAUUCAGAGCAACCACAACCAGGAACUUCUCUGAGUGAGUUGAUUACCGGAUCAGAUGUUAUUAAAAGCAUAUGUAGUAAAUCUAUAGUGGAUUUACGUGACUGCUUUCUGGUGUGGUGUUCGCGAAAUCUACGGCAGUCCUUAUUACGGGCCUCUUGAGAUUCCUCCGAAAGUUGCCCGAUUGGAAGAAUACAAGUUCUACAUAAUUACCUCCGUACUAUGUAUCAGGAUUUUUUGCACUGUGACUGGCAUUAAGUACCACGAAUAUAAAUUAAGAUAAAGGGUUCUGGUUUUGGAACAAAGAUUUUCGAAUUUAUUGCAAUCAGUAUCGUAGUCGGAGGAUAGCGUUCUAAAUAAAAUGCUAAAAUUUUUAAUUAGCUUAAUAUCCAAUCCGGUAAUCUGCCCACUCAGUUCCGGAUUCAUAAAGAAUCUGCGGGCGGUAUUUCCAUCAUUAGAGUUCCCAAUAUCCAGGUUUCGUAUGUCUACUAUAAGUCCCAUCUGGUUUUUAAACUUUUAUCUUACUUCUUGCGACCGCUGUUUUACACUAGCCUUUUCUAUAUCGCUUUUAGCUUGCCACUUUUUUAUGUCCAAAUGAUAACAAAUGUGUAACAUACAUUCAAAGGAACGAAUCCAGGCGUGCAAAGUAGACAAAUCGAAACUGUAAUUCUCUUUUUUAACCACUACGUCUUUUAAUUCGCCAUUCAUCAGUUUGAGAGUAGCACCACAGAUAUAACAUUUUUGUGAAGGAAAUGUAUCAGUCAAAGCAUUACAUAUUUUUCCGUCUGCCAUUGGAAGUAAAAGAUUAUGUUUUACCGAAAUUUGAAAACCGCGAUUAUCACAAAGUGUUGGAAGAAGUUGAGAUACUUCUUCCAAAACCUUGUUAGUUUCUGAUGUAGUAAAAUCAGUUGUUUCCUUUGAAAAAAAUAAGCUUAAUUGGGCGACAAUAGAGUGUAGACGAAGGCCGCGGAUUUUGCCAUAAAAUAUUUUGGCUGGCAUCGUUACUCAAUCUCAUUGGAACAAUAGCAAAAACAAACAGAUACUCAUCAGUAGCAUCGUAGUUCUCAAAUUUCUGUAUAUAAGCGCUAUGGCCGGCUUCCGUCACAUCCCCAUUUGCUGAUUAGUGUGAAUGACGGCUUAGAAGAUAUAUUUUAAAUGGCUUGAAGUUUAAUUUCGGCGCGCGUUUCUGUUACCAAGAUAUGCUCAUCUGCAGGGUAACACAAAUUUUUAGACUUACGUAAACUAAAAUAGGAUGGAAAAACUUUAUGUCCCGCCUUCAAUGACCAUUUUCGCGUCUGUUUAUAGGAGUAACGUGCACUUAGAAUCCACAUAAUAAGCUAAUGCCUCAUGACUUGUCAAUUGCCUGCCUUCGCAUGUAGUAUUACCAGACUUCUUUUUUUCUGUAGAUUUCAAACUUUCUUU